AUGGUGCGCAAACCCGCCAAACAAGGCGGCGGCGGCGCCAAAGCCAAAGCCGCUGCCGCUGCCACAGCCUCUCCUUCUCCGCCGGCCAUCCCCCCUCCGCCCUUUUCCCGCGCCCCCGAACUCGAGCCCUUCCUGUCGACCCUCGACCGCGAGAAGGUGUACCUCACGCACGUCGACACGCACCCGAUCGAGUUCAAGCAGCGCAUCUUCACGAUCCCGGCGGCGCUCAACGCGGCCAUCGUGGCGCUGCUGGCGUGGCGGGCGUACGCGGCGCUGCCGACGUACUGGGCGCUGCUGCUGGCCGCGCUCGGCAACCACACGGAAUACGCGGUGCGGCGCGACGCGGCGACGUGGGGCGAGCUGGCGCGCAUCGCGCUGCGGCGCGGCGCCCUGUUCCUCGGCGACUACGCGCUCGUCUUCGUGCUGGGCAGCUGGCCGUGGAACUUCUUCGUCGGCAACGGGCCCCAGGGCGACACGGGCAACCCGUGCGCGUGGCGGUGGGCGAUUGGCGGGUUCCGCGAGCGCGAGAUCUACAUCAGGGAGAGCAGGGGGUGGGGCGUCAAGGAGCUGCUGGGCGAGGAGGGGGAGAUGGCGGCGAGCGAGGAGAGCCCGUUGUUCAAGAUGCGGAUCCUGCCGGCCAUCGAUCGGCGCUUCAUCCGCGAGAAGACGGGGUCGCUGAUGGUGGAUGCCAACUGGGACCUCGACUACGAGGCCAUGGCCAGGGCGCACCGGGCGGUGGACAAGGGGGAGAUCGCGGAGCAGAAGUUCGAGAAGAGCGUGUGGGUGUAUGGCGGGGAGCCGGUGGGCUGGUGCGUGUGGGAGGUGUACCGCCUGGAUGGCGACGGCGCCGAGGCCGAGGGCAGGAAGAAGAUCGUCGCGUUCAAGGACCGGCUCACGGCGCUGGGCAAGGAGAGCCUGUUCUUCCGCUGGAUCGAGCUCAUCCAGUACGAGAGCAGCCAGCCCGGCGGCUUCACGCCCGCGCGCCAGCAGGACGCUGUCAACAAGGCAAAGGAGCUCUUCGAGAUGCAGGGCGUGGAUUUUGAGCGGUUCAUCGACGACGUCGGCGGGCUGGAUGGAAUCCCUGGCUUGGGCCGGUGA
Messenger RNA from Diplodia corticola, 1098 nucleotides. RefSeq lists its product as uncharacterized. NCBI's taxonomy places the organism in Eukaryota, Fungi, Ascomycota, Dothideomycetes, Botryosphaeriales, Botryosphaeriaceae. The record is from RefSeq and is a predicted model, not a curated record. The transcript has a single exon. The coding region runs from base 1 to 1098 and encodes 365 amino acids.